AUGGCUAUCAAACGACCCAGGUCAGCACAUCAUAAUCGAGGCGGGGACAAAGCCAGCGAAUCACUCCCAAUGUCACCCUCAUCAUCGUCAUCUACCGAUUCGGAUAACCGGAGGGAACCCAAGCGGACAAAGAAAGCAGCCACACGCGACAAGGUCAACGCUCCCUCCGAAACAUCCUCAUCGCCAUCAUCUUCGGACGAAGCUCAAGACGAGCCAGAAAACUCAACAGACUGGAACCAGAAGGAAGGUUCCUCGGUUCAAAAGAAGAAAAAUUCGACCUUGGCCGAACACGCCAAGCGCAGGCUUAGUGGAAAGUUUGGUAUGGUUCGGAAGAGCAUGAAUUUCGAACAACCUUCGGUUCAUUCAUCCCCUGCCCGAGUUCCCGGUAACGGAAGGGUAGGCGCACUCGCACGAGCAAGGGAAAAUCAUGCAAAAGCGCGUCAAAGCAUUGGAAUCGCCCAAGACAAUCCUUUGGUGAUCAGUACUGAGGUCAUGAAUAACAACUAUGACGAAUGGAUGAAGAUGGCCACUGAUAAUAAAAUCAACGUCAAUAACACGUGGUCGUUUGCUUUGAUCGAUUACUUCCACGACAUGUCCCUCUUGCGGAAUCCAGAAGCAGAGGGCGGAAUCAACUUUCAAAAAGCAUCCUGUACUCUAGAUGGUUGCGUCAAAAUCUGGACUUCUCGAGUUGAUAGUGUGGCUACCGAGACGGGAAAGCUACUGUCAGGCCUUGCGGAGGAAGCCAACAAUAUUUCCAACCAGAUUGAUGGCGAAGACGAUGAGGAUGUCGGAGAUGUGUCAGGACUCAAAGCGCCCAAAAAAACUCGAAUUCGGGCAACCAAUUCAACCUCACUGGUCGACUUUAAUGAGAAAAUCAAAGUCAAAGAACUGGAACUUGAAUUCACAGUUGAUCCCUUAUUUAAAAAGACUUGUGCAGACUUCGACGAAGGUGGAUCCGGUGGUAUUUUAAUGAGUCAUUUGUCUGUUGACAGUUCAAUGACUAUCAUUUUCGACGCCAGUGGAAAGCCAUUUUCGCAAAACUCUGACGAGGAUCAGGCGACUCGGGAUAUAGCAGAAGAACGUCCAACACUGCUGGAUGUUUCCAAAUUGAAAUCUGCGUUCCUGGAUUCAGUUGAAGGCUUCCAGGCUCGGUCGAUAUGCCCUUGUCUGUCGAAUUUCAAAUUUUCUACAUCGGACUCAACUCAAUCCUUUGAAGGUCUUGCCGCGUUGGCCAACAUCCUGGACAAACCUGAGGAGCCACCUGUUGCUCAUGAUACGCAUGAUGCGGGAAAUGACUUCUUCGACACAAACGAGUCACCCAACCUCGGCGAAGAUAAUUUUCAGAUGCCAGACCAUGAAGACGGAGAUGAUGAGGGAGUAGAUAUGGGUGAAGCUUUCAAUCCGAGUGGUAUUCCCAAUCAAAGAGACCUUUUCAUGGCGCUCGUUGAUGACAAUUCGAAGCACGCUGAAGGAGGACAGAGCGUCUUCGGUCAAGAGAGUACCGGGAUGUUCGAUUAUUUUGAUAAAAGUAUGAAGAAGAGCUGGGCUGGUCCUGAGCAUUGGAAGUUGAGGCGGACUGUUGCUUUCAAAUCCCGAGAUGACGAGAACACAACGACAGUCAAUCGUACCAAGCGAGAAAAAUCGACGUUUUCAUUUGAUUUUCUAAAACCUUUAGAAAAUGCUCGCAAGUCGAUUUUCCAGGCUGGUUCUGCGAGCUUGACCUUGCCUGGAUACAAGCCGCCGAAGCCCAAGUCACAGCGGAGAAUGAUCAAAAGGAUUGUUGGUAGCAAGGCCGCUAUUGGAUCCAAGCAGAUGUUGGAACAGCACUGCUUACCAGACGAUAUGCAUUUUAAUGCUUCCCAACUAUUGAGAUUUGACAUGAAACCGAAGACUACGUUCAAUAUGCGCGUAAAAGCGUCGGGUUCCUUGGCUCACCAUCCUGGUGCUGAUAUCGAUGAAAACUAUUGGGCUCGCACUGCGGCAGCAGCUGCAGCGCAAAACAAUCCAGACCAGACAAAUCAAGAAGAAGAUUCCAAUGAUGCGAUCCCAUUCGCGACCCAGUUUUUCCAGGAUGAACCGGAUGAUCAGCCUGAUUUCGAAGAAGAGUUUGAUAAUCCAGUCGGAAUGACAGUCAACCUCUCUGUUGAUCCUGACGACACCACUAUGAAUGAUGCUUCAAAGACCAACGAGGAUGAACAUGAUCUGAUUGCUGCCACUCAGAAUCUUAACGUUCGCGCCAGACCUGAGUUCGUUAACUAUGCUAAGAAAGCCAAGCGGGUUGAUGUCAAGAAAUUGAAGGAAAACAUCUGGAAAGAACUCGAAGAGCUCACCACGGAAAUGGAACUUGAAGCUAACGCAAAUGAUCAUCACGGAGAGACUGAAGAUUCUUUAGAACAAGAAGCCGAAAACUCAGAAGGCGACGGAGCGACAAAGAAAAAGAAGACAAAAACAUUUACUAAAGUGAUCAACGGGUUAAGGUCGAUGUACCCACGAGAGAAGAUGGAAGAGAUCAGCACAUCGUUCUGUUUCAUAUGUUUACUUCAUCUAGCUAACGAGAAAGGUCUAAGCAUCCAAUCAAUCAACCAUUCAAAUCAGCAAGCUCUACCUUUAGAUUCCUCCACGCUCGAUGAUGGUAACAUAGAUGAUUCUACUCCGCUUCAACCAGAUGAUUCCAAGUUCGUUGGUCGAUUGGAAGAGUUAAAAAUAUUGAAAGGCAGCCUUUGA
Molecule: messenger RNA, 2724 nt
Organism: Puccinia triticina
Lineage: Eukaryota; Fungi; Basidiomycota; Pucciniomycetes; Pucciniales; Pucciniaceae
Exons: 10
Coding region: 1-2724 (907 amino acids)
Biological process (GO): mitotic chromosome condensation
Cellular component (GO): condensin complex
Molecular function (GO): chromatin binding
Source: RefSeq, a predicted model, not a curated record